Molecule: messenger RNA, 9109 nt
Organism: Cinara cedri
Lineage: Eukaryota; Metazoa; Arthropoda; Insecta; Hemiptera; Aphididae
Source: the annotation of a GenBank genome assembly
GUUUGAAAAUAUUUUCAUAAUAUUUAUAUUUGAAGUCUAUUAUUUAUUAUAUUUUACGUUUUACAUUUACUUUAUUAAUUAAUAUACUUUUUAUUAAGUUCCGAUGUCUAUGAAUGCGGUUUAUUUUCUGAAUGGUAUUUUAUACUUUUCAUUUUAAAAUAGAAACAUAUUUGAUUUAAACAAUGGGCAACCAAUUGGUGGGCAUAGCUCCUUCAGAGAUAUUUCCUGUUGAACAUUAUUUAACUGAUCAUGCACAAUUACCAAAAUUACAAUUCGAUGCAAGGUAAUGAUUAUUAAUCUUAGUAUGAUAAAUACGUUUUUAAACAAUUUUAUUUUGCAGCUUGGGAAGUACCCGAUUUUUUAAGGUAGCUCGAGCCAAGUCACAAGAAGGAAUGAUUGUGGUUAAAGUGUUCGCCAUACACGAUCAUACAAUGCCACUUACUAAACAUCGUGUGCGCGUUGAGGAAAUAAAGUCAAAAUUACAAUCUGCUGUUAACUGUUUAUGUUUUCAAAAAGUCAUUGUAUGGAAACUGAAUCAAGUACCUUUCAUUUAUUUAGUUAUAAAUAUUUAUUUCUAUUUUUAGACGAGUGGAAAAGCUGUUUUUUUAAUGAGAGAGUAUGUUAAAUAUAGUUUAUAUGAUCGUAUUAGUACCAGGCCUUUUUUGACAAUGACCGAAAAAAAAUUUAUUGCUUUUCAAAUAUUGUUUGCUUUGCGGCAAUGUCAUACAUUGAGUGUAAGUAAAUAUUUGCUUAUAAUAAAAGAAUGUUCUGUUUUUAAUUUAUUUUUAUUAAUAGGUAUGCCAUGGUGAUAUUAAAUUGGAAAAUAUUAUGAUCACAUCUUGGAAUUGGGUUUUACUUACAGAUAUUGCUUCAUUCAAGCCUACAUAUCUGCCAGACGAUAAUCCUGCUGAUUAUUCUUUUUUUUUUGAUACUUCUCGUAGAAGGUUAUGUUACAUAGCACCAGAACGGUAAAAUUAUUGUAAUUCUUAAAUAUUUUGGAGUACAAAUUUAAAAUAGUUUGAAUUUUUAGUUUUGUAAAAACAUCUGCAGAGCUCAGUAAUCAGUUGUUACCUUCUGAAGAUCACAUUAAAAAAGGAGAGUUGACUCCAGCUAUGGAUAUUUUCUCUGCUGGGUAAAAUUAAAAAAAAAAAAGAAAUUGAUAGCAAAUAACUAACACUUAAAUAUUUAAUAUGAAAAUAUUACAUAGAUGUGCGUUAGCAGAAAUGUUUACUGAUGGUCGUCCUCCAUUUGAUUUAUCACAGUUGUUGGCAUAUAGAAAUGGAGAGUAUGAUCCGAUUCCCCAUAUUGAGACCAUUGAUGAUGAAGGAAUUCGAGUAUGCAUAACACAAUUAGUUAUAAAUGUUACACAAUUUUAAACAAUUUGAUUCAAUUGUAGGAUCUUAUUAAAUCAAUGAUAAAUUUAAACCCGGAAAAUCGUCUUUCGGCUGAAAAAUAUUUGGAUGAAGAGAAAAAUAAAAUAUUUCCAGAAUAUUUUUAUUCGUUUCUUCAACCAUAUUUGCAAAUGUUUUCAGCUACAGAUCCUAUAAUUUCACCAGAUGAAAAAAUUGAAAGGUUAGCAAUUAAGUUGUAUGUUUCACUACUAAAAUAAAAUAAUUGUAGAAAUCUAAAUCUUAAUCUAAAAAAAAAAAAAAAAUAGAAAGUCUAUUUACCAGAUACCCUUUUUUCCGUCCAAAAUAUGUGUUUUUAUUUGUUGAAUCCAAAAGAGUGAAUUUUUUUGGUGGAAACCAAUAUUAAAGAAAUUAUGGUGAAGACUGAAUUUUCAAAAGAACAAAGUUCUUUUAAAGAAGUAUUUUUUAGUGCUAAAGAUGAUGGUACAAUCAGAAUUUUUUUCAGAAAUUAAUAUUUGAAAAUGUAAAGCAUUUUGAAAACUGUUGGUAUGCCACUAUAUUUAAUACGCAAAACAAAUAUUAUGAGUGUGGGGAUGGCUUGUUACUCUUGUCGGCUUAACUAUCUACUGAAGUACACUUUUUUUUCUCCAAAAUAGGAACCAUAACAUUGCAUAGUAAGUCCCCUGCACUCACAAUUGUUUGUUCUGUGAACUAUCUAUAUUGACAUACAGUUAUAACUCGCAUUGUUUCCGUUGUCAUCUUUACUCGAACGGGGGAUUUUUUUUAAAGAUUUGUUUCUUAUAUGUAUUGUAUAAAUAAAUAAAUUAAAACUAACCUAGAUGUAAAUAAUUUGUUUCCAAGUUUUAUUUAGACCAUUUUUAUAAAAUAAAAUAAAACUAUAAAAAACUAUUGUGAAAAAAAAAUUUAAAUAUAUUUUAUCGUUAUAUUAUUAUUUAGUCUAUUGAGCAUAGUAAUCCGGACACAAUUUGAUUAAAUGAUAGUGGCAUAUUAAUUUAGCACAUGCCGUGUAAACUUUUAUUGUUUUAGGAUCAAAAAAAACAUUGUAAAAACAAGAAAAAAAAAACUGAGAAUGAAUUACUCACACAGGGUAAAUUAUUUUCAAACACUGAUGCCGUUCACUUUAUGCACUUCUACCAAGUGCACGAAAAACCAAGAUAACACAAAACCAGUUACAUUUUAUCUAUAAACACAUUAUUCGAGGCAAUAAAAAUGUAUUAAGAUCCAAAUUCAUGAUAACAUUAACAUUCAUAAAAUUAUAAAUAAAAAUAAGCUGGGUCAUUAUUUACCCUGAGUGACGACGGGUUAAAAUUGCCAUAAUUUCUUUAAUAAUAGUUUUUAAAAAAUUCAGAUUGUACCAGUCUUAAUUAUCAUUAAAAAAAAUACCUAAAAAAUUAAAAUGUUUAAAAUUCUAAGUUUUUUUUUAUAAUUUCUUUGGUUAAUAAUGAUUUUCCCAAAAAGUUAAAACAUUUUUACAGUAGAGCAUAUGUAAACAUGUAUUUUGGAGGAAAAAAAAGGUUUUCUGGAAAACUAGACUAAGACCAAAAAAAUUAUUGUUUUAGAUUGAAAAGUGACAUUAAUGGAAUAAUUAAUAUGUUGCUCCCUUCUAACGACUCGGAAGAAUGCACUGAUGGUUUAGUGUUAAUUGUUCAAUUAGUCACUUCUUGUAUAAGGUAUAAGGUUUUAAUUGAAUGUUUACUUCCACAUUUAUUAUUUGUUCAAUUGUUACUAUACCUUUUUUUCAGAGGUUUGCAUUUGUCUACAACAAAGAUACAAGCAUUAGAUGUUUUACUAGAAUUAUCAGUACAUUGUACUGCAGAAACAGUUUUAGAUAGAAUUGUUCCAUAUAUUGUAAGUGAAAUUAAUUUAAUUAAAUAGUUUCAACCAAUGUAUCUAUCUAUAUAUAUAUUAAAAAGUUGUCUUCAGGACGGGUGCAGCCACUGUUAUAGGUAAUUUAAUGUACAUUUGUAGGCAAGGUCGGAUUUAGAAUUUCCGAUGCCCAGGGCAAAUAUUUUAUUGAGGCCCUUAACAGUAAAAAAUUAAAAAUGCCCAAUAUCUGAGUAUUUAAGGAAACAAACUUGCAAGUUUUAACUAUUUACCCAAAAUGUGUUUAUUUUAAGUUUGAAAUACUGCUGUUAGUGUAUCACUAGUUUCAAAAUUAAUUUAAAAAUAACAAUAUUAUAAUAAUUUUACUAAAUCUUCAUAAUUUUAAAAGUAAAAAGACCGACAUACUUCAUACAUGAGUGCAGCUACUUUUAUAGGUGAGAAAUUGGGAAGGUAGUAGAAUGGAAAUUUAAUGAUAAAUCAUUGCUCACGAAAAACUGAUUCUGAGCAGAGUUCAGUAGAGUGUAGUUUUAUCAACAAUAUGUAUUGUGGUAAAAUAAUUACAUAUGCAUUAUAUAAUUGUAUAUUUUCUUUAAUAAUAUUUGUUUAAUAUUGUACCAAUUUUCAUGUUUUUUCUACAGUUUUUUCCAUUUAUGGGAAAAACUAAAAAAUUAUAUUUUACUUAAUAAAAAUUAAUUCUUGAAGUACCUUCCCAGUCAGAUUUAUUUUUAGAAAAAAUGCUAUCAUAAGAAAUCGAAUCAAUUUUACUGGUAGGAAAAUUGUCUACAAGAAAAGGAAGGUUGUAAUAUUUUUAACCAAUAUCCACAUUUCUUACAUUUUCUUGUAUAUCCUCAGUUUUUCUAUUUUUUUAAGCAAACAUCUAAAAAAAAAAUCAAAAAAUUACUUUUUUAAAGUACCUCCUCACAUCGAUUUUCUUUUAGAAAAGUUGCUACACAUAAAAAUUGGCGCUAGUCUUCUGGUAGAAAAGUUGUCUACAGAACAUCUUUGUAAAACCAUAUGAUUUUUUGCUCCACUCAGAAUCUAAAAUAAGUUUUUAUUUUAAGAAAUUUGGUAGAUAAUUUAUAAAUGAAAUUCAUUUUCUAUUAUUAAUGAUUUUAUAUUGUUAAUACACAUUACAAACUGUAUACAUUUUACAAUUUACAUAACAUUAUGUGUAUAGGAUGAUUUUUUUUUUAUCAUGAAACAGCAAUUUUUAGGAGGAUUUUAAGCGAAUUUGAUUUUUGGUUUUUUUUAAUUACUGUUGAAUCAUUUAAACUUUAUUUUAAAAUUAUUUUUAAUUUUUUAUCCCUACUCCAUGUAUCUUAAAUAAGUGUGUACUUUUGUUUUUCAAACAGGAAUCUUUAAUGAUUAAAAAAAAAAAAAAUAGAAAACAAAUUCAACGAGAAUCAUCCGAGAAAAUUGCUGGUUCAUGAUACAAAGAUCACUCUGUAUAAAGAUUAUGAAGUAGAUACUUAACAAAGUGUAGUUGACUUUCAAAAUCUUUAAUAUAAAUAAGUGAAACCUCAAUAAAUAUAUGAUUAUUUAAUUCAAUUAGAUUAAUUAGUUUUAAACUUUAUUAAAGUUUCAAAUGAUUCAAGAUAUUUCUCCUGGAGUAAGAAAAUCUGCAUUACAUGGUUUAAAUAAUACACUUUUAACUGUUAAAAAUUUAAAGCCCAGCGAUGCAAACACAUUUCCAGAGUAUAUUUUUCCAGGUUUAAUUAAUGUAAGUAUGUAAUUUAUUUAUAACUUUGUUCAUUUGUUAGGAUUAAGUUUAUAAUUUUAGGUAGCACACGAUGAAGCAGUUAUAGUGAAAACAACUUAUGCACAAAUUAUUUCACAAUUAGCACAAACUGGUUUAAGGUUUUUAAAGUGCUGUCAAAAUGUGAAGGACGAUGAACCGACUACGAAUGUUUUUGAAACUGAGCUUGCUACACUGCAUGAAAUGGUGCAACAAUCAGUAUCAGCUCUUCUAACAGAUAGUCAUAAUAUUGUAAAACAAACUCUAGUUAACAGUAACAUAAUAGAAUUAUGCGAGUUUUUUGGUACCCAAAGAGGUAAAUUUUUAAUUUAGUAAAUCUGUAAAAUUCAUUAAUCAAUAGUUUCCUUUUUAUGUAGCUAAUGAUGUGAUAUUAUCUCACAUGGUAACAUUCUUGAAUGAUAAAACUGAUAAACAUUUACGUGCUUCAUUUUUUGAUAAUUUUGUAAAUGUUGCUGCUUUUGUUGGACAUCAAUGUUCACCUAUACUAUGCCCACUAUUACAACAAGUAAUCAAAUAAUCAUAAUAUUAUAUAAAAAAAAUGGCAUGCCAAUGUAUAUUGUGCAUGUUUCAUUAUUAUAUAUUUAAAAUGUUUAGGGAUUUACGGAUAGUGAAGAAUUUGUAGCCAAAAAAGCACUUAAUGCAACAACAAAGCUAAUUGAGAAACAUUUGAUUAAAAAAACUGCACUGUUUUUAUUAAUUAGUGAUAUUUCUUGUUUUCUCAUACAUCCAAAUUUGUGGAUAAGGCAGGUAUGUCUGUACUGUAUUAUUGGUUUAUUAAUUAUUAAUAUUUACUAUUCUCAUUGUUUUGCUCAAUGCCCUUUAAACUAGCAUUUUAAUUUUAUUUUGUUGUUAUUUCAAUGCAAUGAGUUUUUAAAUUACAUUUAUGUGUCUGCCAUUUUGUAUUUGUUUUAGGCAACUGUUGGCUGUUUUAGUGCUACAGCAAGGAUAUUGGAUGAUGUAGAUGUUCAGUGUAAAAUUUUGCCAUUAAUGAAACCUUAUUUAAAGCAUUCAAUCAUAUUAGUUGAUAGAGAGGAGCUGGUAUUGAAUACUUUAAAAGAUCCUCUACCAAGAAAUACUUAUGAUACAGUUGUAAAGUGUUCAAUUGUUGAAACAUUAGUUGAUAUAUUGAGAGAACGAAAAAAAGCCAGGUCUAUUGCUAACACCGGCCAUAUACCUUUACCGAGUAUUACUCAAUCAAUGCAUCAAAAUAAUGCAUUAAGAAAUGUAAAAUAUAUUUUAUUGCUGAAUUUUCAAUCAAUGUUUAAAUUUAAUAUUGAAUUUCAGUUGAUUAGAAAACUGGAAUCUGAGGGAAUGACAGAAGAAGUAGAAGAUAAAUUAUUAGCAUUAUCAAAACAUAUUUUGAAAGUCCAUAAGCAAUUAGCAUUUGAUACUAAAUAUGGUACAAAAGGAAAGGUAAUUUGUUUUAUUUAUACUAUUGUUUCCAAUAUAACAUGUUUUUUUAUUAGAUACAUAUUGGAGACACAAAACUCAAUGCACACUGCCAUUCUAUUCCGUUGGCACGAUCGCAAAAUUUAAAACUUCAAGAUUCUAUACCUGCUGCAAAUAGGCGAAAAGGUCUCGAUGAUCAAUCUGUUGCAAAUAUGAAUGACGAGUGGAAAUGUAUGUUUGGUGGUUCAGAAUUGUCUUCCAAGCCAAUGCAUUCUUCACGAAAUCCGUAAUGGCCUUUUUUAUCAGAAACAUUAAAUCUAUUCUAAGUAUAUUUUUAAUUUAGAUCACCAGUAGGAGGAUCAUAUAUGUCUGAUCUUCACCAGUCUCCAUCUCAAAGUAUUGAAGAACCUACUGAUAUGUCAUACAUACAUUGUAAGUGUUAUAUAAUUAAAUACAUAAAAUGUUUAUAGAAAUUGUAUGUUAUUUUUUGUAGAUCGUUAUGCACCAUGUAGAUUGGAAUUGCGUAAACUGAUAUUUCAUCGUCAAGAGUGUUAUGAAAUGACUAUGAGGCGCCAUGAAUGGGCUGAGCAAGAAGUUUGGAAACCAAGACUUCCGCCCCCUGGUUGGCGGCUCCGUUCUCAGUUGGUAGCUCAACUGCAUGAACAUAAAUCGGGUGUAAACAGGUAAAAUUUCAAUAAGUUAUUUAUUUUCCCAUAUAACAUAAUGAUUUUUGUCUUAUUUAUGUGAAAUAUAAAAGUAUUAUGAUUUCAACUUAAUUAAAUUCAUUUAGUUAAGAAUUAUUCAUAUCAAAUAAAUUAUACUUUAUAAUAAUUUUUAAAGAUAAUUUAAUUUGUUUUAUUAUCAGAUUGGUGUCAAUUCCCAAUACAUCAUUAUUUGCCAGUUGUUCAUCUGACAGCUAUGUACGUGUAUGGGACUGUAUAAAAAUGGAAGGCAAAAACAUUGCUAAUCGUUCUAAACAGGUUUACAACCAUCAAGACGGAGCAUUAUAUGGUAUGACUACGUGUAAAAAUAAUCAAUCGUUAGCUACUGUUAGUCAUUCAGGUUCAGUAGUUGUUCUAAAGUGAGUAAUAAUUGAAAUUUUACUUGGUAGUCUAUUAUAUUUUAAUUACUAUCUCUCUACAAUUAUGUACAGUUUAGAAACGAAUAGUAAUAAAUUGGGUAUGACACAAACCAAACAAUUGGAUUUGAAGGAACACGGUUGUGCAGUUGAUGUGUCAUAUUUAGAUUCUGGAUCCCAAAUGGUACUUGUCUAUGCAACUGUUUAUGGUUCAAUUAUUGGAUGGGAUCUCCGUGCUCCCAAAUUAGCUUGGUCUUGGAAAGUUAAUAAUGAUAUAAAACAAGGUUAAUAAUAAUAUACAUUCCAUUAUGUCUUAAAUUUUAUACAUUACUAUAAUUUUGAUAGGUAUUAUAACGGCUAUGUGUCUGGAUACUAGACAGAGUUGUCUAACAUUAGGUACAAGUAGUGGUUAUCAUACUUGUUGGGAUUUGCGUUUCAGGUUACCUAUCGCUACCAUUGCUCAUUCUAAAGGUAGUUUUUAUCACCAUAGACUUCACAUUUUAAUAUCAAAUUAAAUUGUAUAAAACAAAUGAUAAUAUUAGCUGUACGUGUGAGGAGGUUAAUAAAACAUCCUACUGAACCAUCUUGGAUUAUAUCAGCCAUGCAAGACAACAACGAAGUGACAGUAUGGAAUUUGGAAAGUGGUUCGAAACAACAGACUCUAUGGGCUAGCAGUGCUCCUCCACUGUCAAACAGUCAGGUAUUAUAAUAUUUUUAGCUAUUGUAUGAAUGGUGGUUCAGAAUGGUUUAUAAUAAUUAUAAACCACCAUUAAUAAUCAUUAAUUAAUAAUUAUUAAUGAUUAUUAUGGUAUUUUUUAUAGACUAAUAAUCAUAGUGUUUGUGCUCUGUACACAAUGAAUACAGAUCACGGUCCAGAGCUAUUAACAGGCGGUACUGAUCAAAGAGUACGCAAAUGGAAUUUAUUAUCACCGAGUGAUUCCUAUCUAGCCAUACCAGCAGCAAGUGAUAUUAUAGGCCAUUCAGUGUAUUCUUAUGAGUAUGUGUAGUUUUUAAAAAUAAUUAUGCAAAAUUAUAAUUUUGUCAUUUACCAUUUUUGAUUAGGUGUAGACUAGUUGAUGGAACAAAUGUUGUGCAAGAAGUUUGCACAAAAUCUAAUAGUGCAGUAAUGACUGGAGAUGAGGAGCCCCCAUGUGCUACUGAGCAACCGGCACCAGGUCACGUGGGGUCUAUACUCGAUAUAACCUCAUGUAUGGCGUCCCAGUGUUUCCUUGUGACAGCAUCUUGCGACGGAAUAAUAAAAGUAUGGAAAUAAAAUAUCAAUAAUGUUAUACAAAAAAUGAAUGAAUACAUUUAAUUCCUGUGUCCUGUUGUUCCAAAUAUUAUAUAAUAAUGUAAUGUGAUAGUGUAUGUAACUGUUUGAUUGGAGUUACCCAUGUUAAAUUGUAUAAUAAAGUUUUAUUUUUUUAAAUAGUCGUUUUUUGUGUGAGCGCAAAUCAAUAUUAAAUGUUCAAUAGUUAUAAAUAAUAAUAAUAAUUUAUGAUAUUUUUUAUACUUAAAUAUUUAAUUUUUUAAUUUUAUCCUUUGUUAUUCACUCUUUAUGUCUUGACAUUCAGUGGUCCAUUUGUUGUAACCAAGAAACUGUGCUUUGGUUGGUUUUGAAUUGGAUACAAGUUUAAUUCCACAAUCCUUUAGUAUUUAGAAUUCUUUUAUUUUGAUCCACUUCAAUAAUAA